Urocitellus parryii (Arctic ground squirrel) is the source of this 2584-nucleotide messenger RNA. RefSeq names its product potassium voltage-gated channel subfamily A member 1 (gene Kcna1). Lineage: Eukaryota; Metazoa; Chordata; Mammalia; Rodentia; Sciuridae. The record is from RefSeq and is a predicted model, not a curated record. Gene Ontology annotation, cellular component: membrane; synapse; voltage-gated potassium channel complex. Gene Ontology annotation, biological process: protein homooligomerization; action potential; potassium ion transmembrane transport. Gene Ontology annotation, molecular function: delayed rectifier potassium channel activity; protein binding.
GGGCGGGUGCGCGCCCCGCGGGAGGGGGCGGAGGAGGGGUGAGGAGGCGUCUCUGCUGAGCUGCCGGGCGCACAGCGCCAGACUCAGACAGAGCCUCGCCGCGGCGGCAGCAACAGGCGGCGGGCUGGGCUCGGGGACGGAGCGGGCGGAGGCGGCGAAAGGGCGGGGAGCGCGAGGAGGAGCGACUGGGCCCCGCCACUGCCGCCUCUUCCCCACUGCAUGGACGAGCACACCAGCCUUCUGCCCGCGCCGCCGCAGCCCUUCGCCCACCACCGCACCCACCCUCCCCAGGACCCUGCGAGCGGCGGCGGCGCCCAGACUCUGGUGAACCCCGGCUACGCCGAGCCCGCCGCAGGCCCCGAGCUGCCGCCCGACAUGACCGUGGUGCCCGGGGACCACCUGCAGGAGCCGGAGACGGCCGACGGCGGCGGAGGCCAGCCUCAGGGCGGCUGUGGCGGCGGCGGAGGCGGCUGUGACCGCUAUGAGCCGCUCCCGCCCGCGCUGCCGGCUGCGGGCGAGCAGGACUGCUGCGGGGAGCGCGUGGUCAUCAACAUCUCGGGGCUGCGCUUCGAGACGCAGCUGAAGACCCUCUGCCAGUUCCCAGAGACGCUGCUGGGCGACCCCAAGCGGCGCAUGAGGUACUUCGACCCGCUCCGCAAUGAGUACUUUUUCGACCGCAACCGGCCCAGCUUCGACGCCAUCCUCUACUACUAUCAAUCCGGGGGCCGCAUCCGCCGCCCGGUCAACGUGCCCAUCGACAUCUUCUCCGAGGAGAUCCGCUUCUACCAGCUGGGAGAGGAGGCCAUGGAGAAGUUCCGCGAGGACGAGGGUUUCCUGCGGGAGGAGGAGCGGCCCCUGCCCCGCCGCGACUUCCAGCGCCAGGUGUGGCUGCUCUUUGAGUAUCCCGAGAGCUCGGGGCCAGCCCGGGGCAUUGCCAUCGUGUCCGUGCUCGUCAUCCUCAUCUCCAUUGUCAUCUUCUGCCUGGAGACGCUGCCCGAGUUCCGCGAUGAGAAGGACUACCCGGCCUCGCCGUCGCAGGAGGUCCUCGAGGCGGCCAGCAACAGCACGUCGGGGGCUCCCGCGGGAGCCUCCAGCUUCUCGGAUCCCUUCUUCGUGGUGGAGACCCUGUGCAUCAUCUGGUUCUCCUUUGAGCUGCUGGUGCGCUUCUUCGCCUGCCCCAGCAAGACAGACUUCUUUAAAAACAUCAUGAACUUCAUCGACAUUGUGGCCAUCAUCCCAUAUUUUAUCACCCUGGGCACCGAGCUGGCUGAGCGACAGGGCAACGGACAGCAGGCCAUGUCCCUGGCCAUCCUAAGGGUCAUUCGCCUGGUGAGGGUCUUCCGCAUCUUCAAACUCUCCCGCCACUCCAAGGGGCUGCAGAUUCUGGGGCAGACACUGAAGGCUUCCAUGCGGGAGUUGGGGCUGCUCAUCUUCUUCCUCUUUAUUGGGGUCAUCCUUUUCUCCAGUGCGGUCUACUUUGCCGAGGCAGACGACCCCGCUUCAGGUUUUAGUAGUAUCCCGGAUGCCUUCUGGUGGGCAGUGGUAACCAUGACAACAGUCGGGUAUGGAGAUAUGCACCCAGUGACCAUAGGGGGCAAGAUCGUGGGGUCUCUUUGUGCCAUCGCUGGUGUCUUGACCAUUGCAUUGCCGGUUCCUGUUAUUGUUUCCAACUUCAAUUACUUCUACCACCGGGAGACAGAAGGGGAAGAGCAAGCCCAAUACAUGCACGUGGGAAGUUGCCAGCACCUCUCCUCUUCAGCUGAGGAGCUCCGAAAAGCACGGAGCAACUCGACUCUAAGUAAGUCGGAGUAUAUGGUGAUCGAAGAGGGGGAUAUGAACCACAGUGCUUUUCCCCAGACCCCUUUCAAAACGGGCAAUUCCACUGCCACCUGCACCACGAACAAUAAUCCCAACUCCUGUGUGAACAUCAAAAAGAUAUUCACCGAUGUUUAAUAUAAGAUACCAGUGACAUACUGUGCUAAGUAUUGUGUGGAACGUGCCCCCUUGGUCUGUGAUGCCCUUGUUUUGUACAUUUCCAGACCAUUYAUCAAGGAAAGGACCUGAAGUAGUAGAAAGCACACUUCAUUCUCCCCCUCCCUACUGCUUCAUACUGAAACAGGUGCCUGUGUUGCAGGUGGGCUGCACAUUCUCUCAGCUCUCCUUUUGCCCCUCCCCCUCUCUCUUGAUUUUUUGUGAUCAACAGUCUUACAUUAAACUUGUUUUCGAGUUACAUGCCCUAUUUAAAAAAAAAAAAAAAGUACAUCCUGGGAGGAAAUGAAACUAAAGAACAGUUGGAGUAACUGUUUAACCUCAAAAUUUAAACGUAGUUGUUUCUUUACUAAGUAAAGAAGACAAAUAACUUCAAUGAUGCUUUAGUUUGGUGGACCCUUCAACGUUAUUUAUUAAAUAUUUAGUUCAGUUUCUACCGGCUGGGUACGUGGAUAAGAAGUCUUAACUGGAACUAUGACUGUAAACCCACCAUAAGUUUGGUGUUUGGAGUUUCUAGAUGAAUCCUCUCCUCCCAGAAUCUUCAAGGUCUCUACAACUUUGAACAAAAGGAAAUACCCCAAAAACGUCCUGAUCU